GGUUUAGCCCUUCCCAUGCUAAUAGCGGUUCGGCACACCAACACUGUCACCUACACACCUAACUCAAACCACUCCCAAGUGACACAUACCGGUGUAUUUAUCUAAGAAAUUCAAAUUAUGUUACGUGGUAAUGUUGCGAAACUGAUGUAGUAACAUUGGUACCUAACAACUUCCGUAUCUCCGACCUGAGGAGGUACACGCUCGGUUUCUUCGCCAUGGGGAACUCCUGCAGUAAUCAUCUUGGGAUCCCUCCAGCCAAGGGCCCUAAUGCUGUGGGCUGCACCGACUUCAUGAUGGACCACACUGCACAGGGCAGCUUCUUCCGGCUUUACUAUCCUUGUCAAACGACUGAAAAAGCACAACGACCAGACUGGGUACCGUGCAAGGAGUAUUUUAACGGUCUCACGGACUUCAUGAACAUCAACAGGACUGUCGGUGAAAAGAUUUUCAACCACCUCUUUGGGUCCUUCAAGAUUCCAGCCUCCUUGGAUGCUCCGUUUAAAUCAAAUGUCAAAUGUCCCGUAGUCAUCUUCUCCCAUGGCCUUGGAGCUUUUAGGACUUUGUAUUCAGCCAUAUGUGCAGAAUUGGCCUCGCAGGGCUUCAUUGUGGCGUCCGUGGAACACAGAGACCAGUCGGCCUCAGCCACGUAUUAUUUCCGUGACAAGACCGAGUCAGAGAAGGCAAACAAGAAGAAUGUGCCUAAAACAUCUGGCUCGGCUCAGGAAGACAACUUGGUAAGAGAGUGGAUGUACUACAGGGGUCUGAAGCACGGAGAGAGAGAGUUCCCCCUCCGAAACGAACAGGUGAAGAAGAGAGCCGACGAAUGCAUUCUGGCUCUGGAUAGACUCACCGAAAUCAACUCAGGGACACCGGUGCAAAAUGUUUUGCAAACGCAGUUUGACUGGACGACGUUGGAGAACUCCAUGGAUCUGUGUCGGAUAGCGGUGAUGGGGCAUUCCUUCGGCGGAGCAACCGUGAUUGAAGCUCUGUGCAAAGAGGUUAAAUUCAAGUGCGGCGUAGCGCUGGACGCCUGGAUGAACCCUCUAGACGACGAGAUCUUUCCCCGGGUCAAACAGCCCAUCUUCUUCAUCAACUCAGAGAAGUUUCAGUGGGCGGGGAACAUCAGCCGCAUGAAGAAGCUGGAUUCAGCCGUCAUCCAGAGGAAAAUGAUCACCAUCAGAGGCACAGUCCACCAGAGUUUCCCAGACUUCACCUUCCUCACGGGCAACUGGAUCGGCAAGCUGAUGAAGCUGAAGGGAGAGAUCGACCCGGAGCUCGCCAUAGACCUCUGCAACAAAGCAACACUAGCUUUCCUGCAACGCCAUCUUGGUCUAGAGAUGAACUUUAACCAGUGGGACCCUCUGAUUGACGGCCAAGACGAUCACCUCAUUCAGGGAACUAACGUCACUUUGCUGCAGUCCGCCAUCUGAACGCGUCAUGUCCCUGCACAAUGCAGCCGGGACUGCCUCCUGCGUGGGAGUCAGCGCAACGCUCCCUAAAAUGUCAAGCCGGGCCUACUUGGCAUUUCAAAAACGGACUAAGGAUAACAUUUUUGGAGUAGCAAUAACUAGAGAAGAUCAUCUCUACGUCAUCAGCAGGAAAGAUUUGUUUUCCUUGACAGAUCACGAGGCCUGAAUGUCGCUGAACGCUUCUGUUCGCUGUUCUUUACUUACUAGCAAUUUCUUUGAGAAAUUGCUGCAUCAUUUUUCACCUAUGUGUAUAUGAACAUCAUGUUACUUCAGACAAAUACUGUAUGUCUCCGAGGCUGUUGUGACCUUCCGACAGAGACGAGCUACACAAUGAUUACAGUUUGAUUAUGGAACAAGACCUAUAAUGAGAAACGUAUCCAACCAGUGAAAAUGAAAUGUGAUUGAAUAGGAUACAAAUAUGAAUUAUUGAUUGAUUCAACAGAGAGCGGCUACACAAGUAAACCAGUAUCAUUAAAAGCUUAAACACUAAAAGGUUGCAUCAUGGCAAAAUGUGCCGUAAACUCGCAGUACUGCUCGCCCUGGGUCAGCGUCGGACCUCCACUACUUUUCUACACCUACUGUCUGAAAUAUCUGCCAUUACAGAAAUUCCAAUAAAUCUGGUUUGUAUACAA
Molecule: messenger RNA, 2101 nt
Organism: Perca flavescens (yellow perch)
Lineage: Eukaryota; Metazoa; Chordata; Actinopteri; Perciformes; Percidae
Gene: pla2g7
Product: phospholipase A2, group VII (platelet-activating factor acetylhydrolase, plasma)
Exons: 11
Coding region: 216-1430 (404 amino acids)
Molecular function (GO): 1-alkyl-2-acetylglycerophosphocholine esterase activity
Source: RefSeq, a predicted model, not a curated record